GUACUUGGUGCUAGAACAUGUGUCAGGUGGGGAGCUCUUCGACUAUCUUGUAAAAAAGGGAAGAUUAACACCAAAAGAAGCUAGGAAGUUCUUCCGACAAAUCAUCUCUGCUUUAGACUUCUGCCAUAGUCAUUCAAUAUGCCACAGGGACUUAAAACCAGAAAACCUACUAUUGGAUGAAAAGAACAACAUCCGGAUAGCAGACUUUGGGAUGGCAUCACUGCAGGUUGGAGACAGCUUGUUAGAAACCAGUUGUGGAUCACCACACUAUGCCUGCCCUGAAGUAAUCCGGGGAGAAAAAUAUGAUGGAAGGAAAGCAGACGUCUGGAGCUGCGGAGUCAUUUUAUUUGCGUUGCUAGUGGGUGCCCUGCCAUUUGAUGACGACAACUUGCGGCAACUGUUGGAGAAGGUGAAACGUGGAGUGUUCCACAUGCCACAUUUUAUCCCCCCAGACUGUCAGAACCUCUUGCGGGGGAUGAUUGAAGUGGAUGCCUCGAAACGUCUCACGCUAGAACAUAUUCAGAAACACAUAUGGUAUAUAGGGGGUAAGAAUGAGCCAGAACCAGAGCAACCAAUCCCUCGAAAGGUGCAGAUCCGCUCCCUCCCUUCCCUGGAGGAUAUCGAUCCAGACGUGUUAGAUAGCAUGCACUCGUUAGGCUGCUUCCGUGACCGAAAUAAACUCUUACAAGACUUGUUGUCGGAAGAAGAGAACCAAGAAAAAAUGAUUUAUUUUCUCCUGCUUGACCGGAAGGAGAGAUAUCCCAGUCAUGAAGAUGAGGAUCUUCCCCCUAGGAAUGAAAUAGAUCCCCCCAGGAAGCGUGUGGACUCCCCGAUGCUGAACAGGCAUGGGAAGCGGCGACCAGAGAGGAAGUCGAUGGAGGUUCUCAGUGUGACAGAUGGUGGCUCCCCAGUCCCUGCUCGCAGAGCUAUUGAAAUGGCACAACAUGGACAGAGUAAAACAAUGUUCAGUAAAAGCCUGGAUAUCUCUGAAGCCAAUCCCAAAUUCAACAAAGAAGAAAGGAUGGCGAGUGCUGAUCCAUUGGGGUCUCGGUCAAUCAGCGGAGCUUCGUCUGGGCUCUCCACCAGUCCUCUGAGCAGUCCAAGGGUCACCCCUCACCCCUCUCCAAGGGGAAGUCCCCUCCCUACCCCCAAGGGGACACCUGUCCAUACGCCAAAGGAGAGCCCAGCAGGCACACCCAACCCAACACCACCAUCCAGCCCCAGCAUUGGAGGAAUGCCAUGGAGGACACGGCUCAACUCAAUCAAGAAUAGUUUCCUGGGGUCUCCUCGGUUCCAUCGCCGGAAAUUGCAAGUACCUACACCAGAGGAGAUGUCCAAUUUAACCCCAGAAUCAUCCCCAGAGCUUGCCAAAAAAUCCUGGUUUGGUAACUUCAUCAACCUGGAGAAAGAAGAACAAAUUUUUGUGGUCAUUAAGGACAAACCACUAAGCUCCAUUAAGGCUGAUAUUGUCCACGCUUUCCUCUCGAUUCCAAGCCUCAGUCACAGCGUCAUCUCACAGACAAGCUUCCGUGCAGAGUAUAAGUCCACAGGAGGCCCCGCUGUCUUCCAGAAGCCAGUGAAGUUCCAGGUGGACAUAACGUACACAGAAGGGGGAGAGGCGCAGAAGGAGAAUGGGAUCUAUUCUGUCACGUUCACACUCUUAUCAGGUCCAAGCCGUCGUUUUAAGAGGGUAGUAGAAACCAUUCAGGCACAGUUGUUAAGCACACAUGACCAACCUUCAGUGCAGCAGUUAUCAGACACCACUAACUGUAUGGAGUUGAUGACUGGCAGACUUUCCAAAUGUGACGAGAAGAACGGGCAGGUGAGCCAUCCCCCCGGCACGCCAACCAAGCAUAGCGCAAACAGCAAGCGGAGCGAUUCCGGUUCUAAUGACUAUGGGUCUAGAGGAGACAAUAAGUACCCUGCUGGCAAAGACAAGGCAAAGAUGGUCUCAUCAGUCGGCCUACAAGACCAACCUUAAAUAAACACAUAAAAAAAAAACUUAGAGAACAAAAACAAAAACAAAAAAA
This is a messenger RNA of Tinamus guttatus (white-throated tinamou), 2030 nucleotides long. NCBI's taxonomy places the organism in Eukaryota, Metazoa, Chordata, Aves, Tinamiformes, Tinamidae. The record is from RefSeq and is a predicted model, not a curated record.